Molecule: messenger RNA, 2909 nt
Organism: Trematomus bernacchii (emerald rockcod)
Lineage: Eukaryota; Metazoa; Chordata; Actinopteri; Perciformes; Nototheniidae
Product: GTPase IMAP family member 8-like
Exons: 3
Coding region: 68-2740 (890 amino acids)
Molecular function (GO): GTP binding
Source: RefSeq, a predicted model, not a curated record
CUCUCCCUAGGUUCUUGAACCAAGCAUUUGGUUUCCAGCUGAAGUAGAUUUUUCCUGCAGUGACAUUAUGGCGACAGCAUCAACAGUGUCAGAAGAUUUGCAACCUGUGAAGCAGAGGCGCAGCAGCUAUGAAUUACUGCCACCUUCCAUGUCUGAGCUGAGGGUAGUUCUGCUGGGGAACAGCUGGGCUGAGAGGAGUUCAGUGGGGAACUUCAUACUGGGAGACACUGUGUUCAACACUGAGGAAGAACCAGACCGGUGUCUGAGAGUCAGUAGUCAGUUAAAAGGAAAAGAAAUAGUCCUUAUCAACACCCCAGAUCUGCUGCAUCCCAAAAUCACCCAAUGGAGACUUUCACAAGAUGUAAAAGACUGUGUGAGUCUCUCUGAUCCUGGACCUCAUGUGUUCCUGCUGGUUCUACAGCCUGAGCACUUCACUGAGAAACACAAACUGACACUCUGCAGAGUCCUGCAACUCUUUGGUGAUCAAUCAUUCAAUCAUUCACUGGUAUUAAUAUCACCACCUACAGAGGGGAGUUCAGGUUUCAUUGAAAAGGUUAUGCAACAUCCACCAUUACAAGACCUGAUCAGAAUGUGUAGAUACAGAUAUUUGAGGCAGAACCUGGACCAUUCAGAGCUGUUAACACGUUUGGGUCAAACUGCAAAGGAGAACAAUGGAGAGCAUGUGAGCUGUGAUGUGUUUGAGGAUGCAGGUUUGAUGAUGGCACCAAAGUCUGAACACAUCAAACCAGCUUUAAACCUGGUUCUGUGUGGGAGGAAAGGAGCAGGUAAGACUUCAGCAGCCGAGGCCAUUUUAGGUCAGAGAGAGCUUCCUUCAGUCUCCAACUCCUCAUGGUGUGUUAAACAUCAGGGAGAGGUGUGUGGGCAGAGGGUUUCCCUGGUGGAGCUCCCUGCUUUGUGUGGAACACCUCAGGAGGAAGUGAUGGAGGAAUCAUUCAACUGUAUCUCCCUCUGUGAUCCUGAAGGCGUCCAUGCCUUCAUCCUGGUCCUACCUGUGGGUCCCCUCACUGAUGAAGACAAGGGAGAGUUAGAGACCCUCCAGAACACAUUUAGCCCUCGAGUCAACGACUUCACCUUGAUUCUGUCCACUGUGGAGUCAGAUCCUACAGCUCCAGCUGUUGUUAACUUACUAAAGGAGAACAAGGACCUCCAGGAGCUCCGUCAGAGAUGUGGAGGAAGACAUGUUGUUCUCAACAUCAAGGACCAGCAGCAGAUCCCAGAGCUGUUGGAUGCUGUGCAAGAGAUGAGAGGUAAAGGAUGUAGGAGCUUUACAAAGGACAUGUUCACCAAGGCUCAGAUGGAGAAGGUUGUAGAGCUGGAUAACACCAACAGAAGACUUAAAGCUGAACAGCAAGACGUUACAAAGAAAAGUCAGGAGGGAGAUGUUGAUGAAAGUCAGAACAGAGAGUGUCUCAGGAUGGUGCUGAUUGGGAAGAUUGGCAGUGGGAAGAGUGCAACUGGAAACACCAUUUUGGGCAAAGAAUAUUUUAAAUCAUCUGUCAGCUCAAAGUCAGUGACCAAGUUUUGCAAGAAAGAAACAGGAGAGAUUGACGGACGUCCUGUCGCUGUGGUGGACACCCCCAGUCUGUUUGACACAACACUUUCCAAUGAUGAAGUUCAAGAGCAGCUUGUGAAAUGCUUCAGCUUGUCGUCUCCUGGACCUCAUGUGUUCUUACUGGUGCUGCAAAUCGGCCGGUUUACCCAGGAGGAAAAAGACACCGUGGAACUGAUCAAAAAAAGUUUUGGCAAGAGAUCUGGAGAUUUCAUCAUCCCUAUAUUCACCAGAGGAGAUGAGCUGAAGGGUCAAACAAUAGAGAGUUACAUCCAAUCUGAUGCCCACUUGGAAAAACUGAUCAAUGACUGUGGAGGGAGAUACCAAGUCUUCAAUAACAAAGAUCAGACCGACUGCACGCAAGUCAGAGAGCUGAUGGAGAAGACCAACAAAAUGCUGAAGGAAAAUGGCGGCAGCUGCUUCACCUCAGAGAUGUUUCAAGAGGCCGAGGCCGUAAUAAAGAAGUACGUGGAGAAGAUCCUGAAGGAGAAGGAAGAAGAAAUGCAGAGAGAGAGGGAGGAGCUGCAACGAAAACACGAAGAGGAAAUGGAAGCAGUGAAGAUGAGAAUGAAACAAGAGAGAGACGAAAGUGAGCAGAGAGCCAGACAGCUUAAAGAGAUGGAGGAAAAUAUCAACAAGGAACAAGAGGAGAGGAAAAGAGAUGAGGAGAAGAGAGUGAAAGAGGAGACGGAGAAGAAAAGGCAGGAAGAAAUUCAACGAAUGGAAUGGGAGAAAAAACUUGUGAGUGGAGUGAUGGAGCAGAGUAACGAAGAGAUCAAAAAGCAAAAAGCAGAAUGGGAGAAGGAGAGAGAAGCAGCUCGGAUCAGACUACAAGAAGAAAAUGAAAAGAAACGACUAGAGGAGCAAACAAGACUUCAAAGGUUGCAAAAAGAGUACGAGCAGGAGAAAGACAAACAUGAACAACUAAGAAAAGAAGAAGACGGAAAGAGAAGAGAACAGGAGGAGGAGGGGAGAAAAGAGUUAGAGGAAAACUAUAAAAAAAAGGAGGAGGAAAUGAAGCUGAAAUAUGAAGAGGAGGCCAGAAAACAAGCUGAAGAAUUCAACAAUUUCAGACGCAUAUUCACGCUCAUGAAGACAAUUGAAGACCUAAAGAAAAACCUUGAAGAAGUAGAACCGAAAAAAAACGAACGCAAGUGUACCAUCCUCUGAUCUUCUUGCUGACUCAUGAUCAUCAUCACGUCAGCCGAUAGAGCAUCAUGUCCUCUUCAUUGACAGCAGAUUUCUGGAUGAUAAUUAUCAAACAGGGUCCAUCAGGCCACUCAGAAAGAACUAGCACUCAUUGAGACAUUUCCACUUUGUGAGUAUUUUUUAUAACCCA